AUGCUGCUAGAGCGAGGAGCCGAUGUCAAUGCCCAGGGUGGAUUUCACGGAAAUUCGCUUCAGGCAGCUUCUUCUCAAGGACACGACGAAAUCGUGCAGAUGCUGUUAGCAAGAGGGGCUGAUGUCAACGCCGAGGGUGGAGAAUACGGAAAUGUGCUGCACGCUGCUUGUUCUUUUGGACAUGAUAAGGUCGUGCAGAUGUUGUUGGGAAGAGGAGCCGAUGUCAAUGCCGAGGGUGGAGAAUCCGGAAAUGCGCUCCAGUCAGCUUCUUUCGAAGGACACGACGAAAUCGUGCAGAUGCUGUUGCAAAAAGGAGCCGAUGCCAAUUCCCAGGUUGGAUUUUACGGAAAUCCGCUCUACGCAGCUUCUUUUCAAGGACACGACAAGAUCGUGCAGAUGCUAUUAGAGCAAGGAGCCGAUGUCCACGCCCCGGGUAAAGAAUACGAUAAUGCGCUGCACGCUGCUUGUCUUUUUGGACACGACAAGAUCGUUCAGAUCCUGCUCAAGCGCAGAGCUGAUCAAUGUAUAUGGUUUCGCUUCCCUGGAGCGGGUUGA
Penicillium nucicola is the source of this 555-nucleotide messenger RNA. Its product is annotated as ankyrin repeat domain-containing protein. Gene Ontology annotation, molecular function: protein binding. The transcript has a single exon. The record is from RefSeq and is a predicted model, not a curated record. Lineage: Eukaryota; Fungi; Ascomycota; Eurotiomycetes; Eurotiales; Aspergillaceae. The coding region runs from base 1 to 555 and encodes 184 amino acids.